UUUGGGUUGAAGUUGAGGCUUUGGAGAGAAGCGAGCUAGCGACUGGCAGUCGUCGCGGCCGCGGACGCCGCGGGCGGUGGUGGAGGCCCCGCGGGACUCGAGCGGCCUGUCCUCCGCGUCGGCCGGGCGGGCCUCGCGUUACCGUCUCCGCCUCCCGCUCCCGGAACUCCCGGGCCUGCCCUGGCCCCUGUCUUUGCACUCCGCACGCCGCAGCGCCCUGUCCGGGCCGCACCCGCUGGCCCCAUGAGGAGGGACGUGAACGGAGUGACCAAGAGCAGGUUUGAGAUGUUCUCAAACAGUGAUGAAGCUGUAAUCAAUAAAAAACUUCCCAAAGAACUCCUGCUAAGGAUAUUUUCUUUCCUGGAUGUUGUUACCUUGUGUCGCUGUGCUCAGGUCUCCAGGGCUUGGAAUGUCCUAGCUCUGGACGGCAGCAACUGGCAACGAAUUGACCUGUUUGAUUUCCAGAGGGAUAUUGAGGGCCGAGUAGUAGAAAAUAUUUCAAAACGAUGUGGAGGCUUUUUACGAAAGCUAAGUCUUCGUGGGUGUCUUGGAGUAGGAGACAAUGCAUUAAGGACUUUUGCCCAAAAUUGUAGGAAUAUUGAAGUACUGAAUCUGAAUGGGUGUACAAAGACAACAGAUGCGACCUGCACUAGCCUUAGCAAGUUCUGCUCCAAACUCAGGCACCUCGACUUGGCUUCCUGUACAUCAAUAACAAACAUGUCUCUCAAAGCUCUCAGUGAGGGGUGUCCACUGUUGGAGCAGUUGAACAUUUCCUGGUGUGACCAAGUAACCAAGGAUGGCAUCCAAGCACUAGUAAGAGGCUGUGGGGGUCUCAAGGCCUUGUUCUUAAAAGGCUGCACACAGCUAGAAGAUGAAGCUCUCAAGUACAUAGGUGCACACUGCCCUGAACUGGUGACUUUGAACUUGCAAACUUGCUUACAAAUCACAGAUGAAGGUCUUAUCACCAUAUGCAGAGGGUGCCGUAAGCUGCAAUCCCUCUGUGCCUCUGGGUGCUCCAAUAUCACAGACGCCAUCCUGAACGCCCUAGGUCAGAACUGCCCUCGGCUUAGAAUACUAGAAGUGGCCAGAUGUUCCCAGUUAACAGAUGUGGGCUUCACUACUCUGGCCAGGAACUGCCAUGAGCUUGAAAAGAUGGACCUAGAAGAAUGUGUUCAGAUUACAGACAGCACAUUAAUCCAGCUUUCUAUACACUGUCCUCGACUUCAAGUAUUGAGUCUUUCACACUGUGAGCUGAUCACAGAUGAUGGGAUUCGUCACCUAGGGAAUGGGGCCUGCGCCCAUGACCAGCUGGAGGUGAUUGAGCUGGACAACUGCCCACUAAUCACCGAUGCGUCCCUGGAACACUUGAAGAGCUGUCACAGCCUUGAGCGGAUAGAACUCUAUGACUGCCAGCAGAUCACGAGGGCUGGAAUCAAGAGACUCAGGACCCACUUACCCAACAUUAAAGUCCACGCCUACUUCGCCCCUGUCACUCCACCGCCGUCAGUAGGGGGCAGCAGACAGCGUUUCUGCAGGUGCUGCAUCAUCCUAUGACGAUGGAGGUGGUCAGCUCGGUGAACUGAGUGUUGAGUGACACUUCUGGACUUACCACGGAGUCUCUCCAGUGGAAGCGGACCCAGGAUUCUGGGCAAGGGUUACAAAAGCAAGGGCAGCGUCCGGAUCCCCAGAGCCACACGUGCACAGGCACAUGCCCUCACCCCAUCCGCUGCAGUCCGUGACCAUGGCACUGAAGUUCGUACUGGCUGCAACAAGUGGAUUGGUAAAACUUAGCCAUUCCUAUUGGACGUGUCCAGAAGAAAUCUUAGGCCAUGGUAGAGGGAGGGGACAUCCCAGCAGAACCCAGUGUUACUACUGCUGUGGUUUAUUUUAUUAAAGGGUUCCUGUGGGGAUUUUGAAACAGUAACUGCAAUCUUCCAGGGUGAAAAGUAGCAUGGAAAACAAUAUAUGAUGAAUCCAGGGACCAGAAAGAACAUCCUUUGCAUCCUAGGAAUGGUAGCCAUCCAUUGGGAGAUGCCCAUGAAACUUCUGCGCUUCCCUGUUUCCAUGCCAACAUGCUGAGCAUGCUCACAAAGAAGGCUCGUCCACUCAUCUGGUGUUUUAGUAUUUGGCCCAGAGGUUUCCUUAGCAGCUAUAUUGAAAUUGCUGGGGUCCAAAUAUCCUUUUCCUUAGCUGCUCACUCUGUCCCUGUCACUGUACACCCAUCUCCCAUUCUCUUUGCUUACUGCACUCGGGCUCAGUCUGCUCCAGUCAUGGUCUGCUGCUCACAUUCAAUUGUUACUCCUUUGCUGUUGUGUUUACAGAUUGCAUUUGGGAUGAUUAGUUGGGGUUACCAAACAUUUUUAAAAAGAAACAUCAAUAAAUAUUUUUUUAAUCUAAAUUUUACCAUUAGGGGACCCUGCCUGAAUCUUUGCCAGUCUGGAGGGAAACCAUAACGGGAGCAGGAAAGUUAGGAUAGGAAAGAGUUUUGAUGAAAAGAAACUUUGCCUUUUGGUUUCUGUUGUCUCCUCUGCUGUUCACUCAUUUGCACAGUGUUCUCAAUGUCCCCUGCACAUUUCCCUCUUCUAAACUUGGUGAGCUUAUUAGGAAAGGAGAAGUGCAUCAUUAGUAGGAAGUGGAUGGCAAGUCCCCAGACAAAGCCUGGGUGUCCCCACUACCCAAGCUGAAGCACAAAUGGCCUGUGUUGACAGGAACAUGGUGAGAUCUCUGCCUGUCUGCAGAGUUACUUGAGUUACUUGCUUUGCAGCGGAGCGGGGCGGGGCUACAGUUAGUUUCUGGAGCCCCUCCCCCACUUAAUCCCACCAGGGAUAUCUAAUGAUGACACCUCAGAAGACCCGAGCGUAGCAGCCCAUUCUCUCUUGUUCGCUGCAGACUUACUUCCUCUGAGUGGAAUAUGAAGGCAGCCAGGCAGGGGCAUUGGGGCAGCCAGAGAGCCUUGAGAGGGAGUAAGGGAUCAGUGUCUACCAAGCCUGGGACCUGGCCCCUAAGCUGAGAAAAGGGGUUUAGUACCUAUGGCUCAGAGUCAAGAAGAAGCCUCUUCAAAAAAAGACUCACAGAAAAUGAGAGAAGUUCAAUGAGUUAUUCCUAAACUCCAGUGUUAGAGGCCUUGUGUGAUGUUUAAUAGGGUGUUGGGGGAAAGGCUUUUUAUUUUUAGGACGUGGAUGUGCAAGCCAAUAUGAUCCCAAGAUGUUAAAAGGGUUGUUUUGAAGCUAUAGGUACUGGUUCUACCAGAAUAUAUAAGAAUAAAGUCUGAUUUGUUUCUCCAUUAAUGUAGAAAACAGUCAGAUGGAAAGGCCCUAGAAUUCUAUACUACCAGAUUUAUUUAUCAUAUUAAAUGUAUUUAAAAUGCUCUUUUGAAAGCUAAAUUACUUGUGGGGUUUUUUGUUUUUGUUUUUUUGUUUUUGUUUUUGUUUUUAUUCCUUCUCACCUUUAUGUUCAAAUUACCUUGCAAGAAAUUUCUUUUUUCCUCUGAUACCAACUGGUCUUGGCACCUGGGCUCCAGUUCCCCUCCUCUCAUCCAGCAUCCUGAGAAUGGGGCUGCAGUGGUUCACACUGUUUUACCCGGCAGGAACAUUUGUGCACACCUCCACCACCAGGGAUGACGUCAUGCUCUCUAACCCUGGCUGGCCUGGAAUUUGUGGUUAUCUUCCUGCCUCAGCCUCCCAAAUACUAAGAUUAUAGGUGCAAGCCACCAUAUCAAACUCAUUAUACUUUUAAAGUCUGACUCAGUAUGUACAUAGAUGUAUACACACUUCCAAAUGUAUUUAGAUUUAGAUCCCUAAGUCUCUCAAACAAAGCUCUUAGCUCUAAACUGUGUUGUUUGAUUUUGUCCCCUAAGUGCCUAACGAGUUGACAGUGAACCCUGAACACUAACGGUCAGUAGACAUACAUUUGAAUUGCAGUCGAAGCCAUUCAAGCACCUCUUCUUUCCAUGAGAGGUUGAACGAGUCUGCUAUUCACCAGUAUGUCAGAGGUCUUAAAAACGCUGUUUUUCUUCUCAGUGUAUUGCCACAUGCAGGUUCAUUGGAUUUGUCUUGGUGACCUUUGCUGUUAAGGCAAAUUCCAACCUUUCUGGGCCAAGAACAUCAAAGGAGAAGGCCUAUGGCUGUACAGCCCUGGCUGCAUAUGGUCAGGCAGGAGACGUGUUCCUUUCUCAAGUAACAUCAGGCCCAUCAUGCUUGGAGGAAAAUAAAUGUUUUUUUAAACGUUGAUUUGAAUCCUACACCAGCGUAUUACACCAAGACUCCGUGGUAAGUUUCAGUCAGGUGGAAAGAGCCCUGACAUUUGAAUAUAAAUGCUUCCUGUCUACAUGUGCAGAAUACUUCUAAGAAUUCAGUAGGGUUUUGGUUUGGUUGCUUGGGUUUGGGGUUGUUUUGGGGGCCAUGGAUGGAACCCGGGGCCCUUGCACGCAUGUUCUCUACCACUGAGCUGUAGUUCCGGCCCCUAGUAAAACUUAACAUAAGAAAUUCCCCUUUGGAAAAGACUGUUGGGAGUUGCCAAGAUGACUCGGAAGGGAAAGGCACUUGCCAUGCAAUCCUAAUAAUGGGGUUUGACCUCAGAACCCACAUAAAAGAGCUGGAUGUAAUGUGCAUCCAUGAUUCCAGCGCUCCUGUAACUAGAAGGGAGGUGGAGACAGGAGAAUAGGCCAGAGGCUUGAGGGCCAGCCAUCAUGGAGCACAUCGCUCUGGCAGAAACGAGAGAGACCUUGCCUUAAGAAGGUGUGGAAGGAGAGAAUGACUCCAGGAAGUUGUCCUUUGACCUCCACACAAGCUGGCAGGCAUGUGCCUGCACUCACACAAUGAAAACAUAGUUAGGAAGAAAUAAACGCUCGGGGAGCCAGGUGAGGGGGAGUGUGUAAUCCCAGCACAAAAGAAGCAGAAGUAGGAUUCCUGCAAGAGCCAGGCCAGGUUGGGAUACAUAGCUUGAGACUGCCUCUGAAAGGGGAAGAAGCCUGUGGGUCCAUUUGUCUACUUUUACACCCACUCCAGAAUACGCCUUUUAUGAUGAAAAAAAAAAAAAAAAA
This is a messenger RNA of Onychomys torridus (southern grasshopper mouse), 5041 nucleotides long. RefSeq names its product F-box and leucine rich repeat protein 20 (gene Fbxl20). The record is from RefSeq and is a predicted model, not a curated record. Bases 244 to 1554 code for a protein of 436 amino acids. Gene Ontology annotation, molecular function: protein binding. The transcript is spliced from 15 exons. Lineage: Eukaryota; Metazoa; Chordata; Mammalia; Rodentia; Cricetidae.